Messenger RNA from Oxyura jamaicensis (ruddy duck), 1749 nucleotides. RefSeq names its product zinc finger CCHC-type containing 4 (gene ZCCHC4). Gene Ontology annotation, biological process: rRNA methylation. Bases 58 to 1587 code for a protein of 509 amino acids. Gene Ontology annotation, cellular component: nucleolus; cytoplasm. Gene Ontology annotation, molecular function: nucleic acid binding; rRNA (adenine-N6-)-methyltransferase activity; zinc ion binding. Lineage: Eukaryota; Metazoa; Chordata; Aves; Anseriformes; Anatidae. The transcript is spliced from 13 exons. The record is from RefSeq and is a predicted model, not a curated record.
CAUUAUUUCUGCGGGAGGCCCAGCCCGCCGCGUGGCUGCCGGGAAGGCGGCGGGAAGAUGGCGGCCGGCAGCGCGGCGGGAGCGGGGCGAGGCCGGCACCAGGCAGCGGACCCGGGACCGGGAGCGGGCCCGGCCCUGCUCGGCGCGGUGCCCGGCGCCCCCAGCUGCCCGCACGGUCCUGCUCUCCUCUUCGUAAAGGUCAGCCAAGGCAAAGAGGAGGGGAGAAGAUUUUAUGCUUGCUCGGCUUGUAGGGAUAGAAAAGAUUGUAACUUUUUCCAGUGGGAGGAUGAGAAGGUGUCAGAAACGAGGCUUGCAGCACGUGAAGAAUAUAAUAGAAAUCAUCAGCCACCUUAUACUCACAGGCAGAAUGUGGAGAGGUACAAGAAUUUUGUCCUGUUGCCAUUAUCAAAGAGGAGGUUUUGCCAGGAAUGUCAGCAACUGCUAUUGCCAGCUGAAUGGGAAAAGCACUCCAGUCACCAGAUCCUGUGUGAUAUCUCCACUGCCCAGUUAAGAAGUCCCAGUCAACUUCUGUAUCCACUGGAAAAUAAAAAAACAAAUGCACAGUAUUUAUUUGCGGACAGAAGUUGCCAGUUUCUACUGGACCUUAUUAUUUCAUUAGGAUUUAGACGAGUGCUCUGCGUUGGAACACCUAGGCUCCAUGAAAUGAUCCAGUCAAAAGCAUCACAAGAAGAAGAUUUCACGGUUAGAAGCCUUCUGCUAGAUAUUGAUUUCAGGUAUUCACAGUUUUACACAGAGGACGAAUUCUGCCACUACAACAUGUUUAAUCAUCAUUUUUUUGGUGGAGAGGCUGCACAUGAAACUUGUAGGAAAUUCUUACAUCAAGACAAAGAUGAAAGAGUUAUUAUGGUGACUGAUCCCCCAUUUGGAGGUUUAGUGGAAGCACUGGCUUCUAGUUUUAGAAAACUGAUGGCAAUGUGGAAGGAGACAGAAAAAGAAGGUUGUGAGAACAAAGAGAUGCCCAUGUUCUGGAUAUUUCCAUACUUCUUUGAGUCUCGUAUUCUUGAAUUUUUCCCAAGCUUCAGUAUGAUGGAUUAUCAGGUAGACUAUGAUAAUCAUGCACUAUAUAAACACGGCAAGACAGGUCGCAGGCAGUCUCCUGUCCGUAUUUUCACGAACCUCUCCCCAAGUAUGAUUGUACUUCCCAUAGAAGAGGGCUACAGGUUCUGUGCUGUAUGUCAACGAUAUGUUAGCUCUGGCAACCAACACUGUGAGAUAUGCGAUUCAUGUACAUCAAAAGAUGGUAGACAAUGGAAACACUGUAUUCUUUGCAAAAAAUGUGUAAAACCCUCUUGGUUUCACUGUAAUAACUGCAACUGCUGCGCUCUUCAAAACCACACUUGUGAGAAGACUGAUGCUGGCUGUUUUGUUUGUGGCAAGGCAGGUCACAAACGCAGUACCUGUCCCAGUCUCUCCCACACUAGAACAUCAUGUCAAGCUGACAAAAAGCAAAGACAGAAAACUCUGAAGAGGGUAAAGAUGGGGAUCCAUAAAAGAUUGGCCAUGAAACACGCCAUAUUCUCCAGAAGAAAAAUAAAGAAUAAGAAAAAAAAAGACAUGACUGCUUGAUAUAUAAUUAUUUAAGAGACUUUUUUUACGGACAGCCUUUGAUUAAUUUUUUAAAAAAAUGUUAAUAUCAAUGUUCAAAAUAAAACUUGAUUUAAAGUGACAAUUCUGUUGUUGCACAUCAUUACUGGAGCAGAAGUGCAAAAGAAGCCACACUCUUUACCA